GGGUCCCCGGUUCUGGAGCCUUCGCGCGUCGCGUGGAACCGCAGGCCGGCCGGGCAACUUGCGCGCGCGCCCCCCGCCGCUUGUUGGCUUCUGGCCGUGCCCGGGGAGCCCCCUCCCCUCCCGCACGCCACUCGUCCGCAAGCCCGCCUCCCGAACACAGCACGCAGCAGCAGCAGCAGCGCGCGCCGACCGACCGAUCGACAUGGCCGCCGGGCGCGGGGGCGGCAGCCUGCCGGAGGACGUUCCCGGCGGCGCCGACCUCUACGCCGUGCUCGGGCUCAGCAGGGAGUGCACCGACGCCGAGCUCAGGGGCGCCUACCGGAGGCUCGCCAUGAUAUGGCACCCGGACCGGUGCUCGGCGUCCGGCAGCUCGGCGCGCGUCGCGGAGGCCAAGGAGCGGUUCCAGGAGAUCCAGGGCGCCUACUCCGUGCUCUCCGACUCCAACAAGCGCUUCCUCUACGACGUCGGCGUCUACGACAGCAAGGACGACGACGCCGACCUGUCGGGGAUGGACGACUUCCUCGGAGAGAUGGCCGACAUGAUGAGCCAGGCCACGCCAACGGAGACCUUCGAGGAGCUGCAGCAGCUGUUCGUGGACAUGUUCCAGGACGACCUGGACCCGGGGCUCUUCGGCGGCCUCCCUCCGGGACGCUCCCAGAGCCCGCCCAGCACCUCCUCGCCGCCGCCGCCGGUGCGGCCUCCUCCUCCCGGGAGGAACAACAAUGCGCAAGCACCGCCGGCACGUCACGGCGGCGCCGACAAGCGGGGCGGCUCGCCGGCGAAGCGGCCGAGGCCCGGGCGAGGCGGCCUGGAACCCGACCUGGGCCUGUCCGGGUUCUGCUUCAUGGUGAGCGAGACGAGGCAGAUGCAGGCGCCGUGGACGACGUGCGAGGUGGGCGGCGGCGGCGGCGGCGGCGGCGACAGGAGGAGCGGCCGGAAGCAGAGGCUGUCGACGAGCCGCGACGUCGCCGGCGACGGGAUGCCGCGCUCUUUCCGGCAGAGCCAGGGCGGCGGUGCAGCGCUGUGGCAAAUGAACGGGCCCGCCGGCCUCAGUUAGAGAGAGGCUCACUGGAGCACUGAUCCCCUCGAUUUCCAUUUUUCUCUCUCUCGCUCGCGUCAGUCGUUGGAGCUCUGCUAGAACAACACUGGAGAAAAGAAAAUUUUGGCUGGCCGCGUUGUCCAACCUGUUCCGAGCCAGCCAGCGCUGUUAAUCUUAAUCCUAUGUGGGCUGACAGAACGUUGAUGGCACAUUGUCACAUUGACACCAUACGCCAUACUGAACUCAA
Molecule: messenger RNA, 1286 nt
Organism: Panicum virgatum (switchgrass)
Lineage: Eukaryota; Viridiplantae; Streptophyta; Magnoliopsida; Poales; Poaceae
Product: chaperone protein DnaJ-like
Exons: 7
Coding region: 203-1057 (284 amino acids)
Source: RefSeq, a predicted model, not a curated record